GAGAGAGAGAGACAAGCCAAUUGCAGGGGAAGCGUGAAAAGUGCCUUGCACCUCCCUUCUACCAAUUUGAUGGAUAAAUUUGACCUCACUAAACCGACUUGAAUUCACACCAGACACGACAACUGCCUUUUUCAAUUUUAGUACCCAAAACAGGGUGUAGGACCUUGGACACGCCAAACACAAUUAGUGUAAAAUACAGAGGUUCUUAUCCAAACCCAAUUAAUACCCGUUCUCAAAAGUCCGCUCCCCUUGGUGAUUCCUCCUUAAAAUAGUGUGAUAAUUUCACGGUCGUUUUCAGUAGGCAGCUGAAUCUACCAAACGCACCAUUGUAUUAAAUACCGUAAAAGUGGCUGGAAAGAAGAAAGGAGAGGAAAGAGGAUCUCAUCUUAAGAGGUGAAGAGAAGGAGAGAUGAAGGAAGGUCACCCAAAGAAGUUGGUCAUGUUUUCAGUCUGGGGGCUUCCUAGAUUCGCUGCCUACUCCUUUAUCCUCGCUCUGGUCUAUGCUCUGGGUUUCAUCACCAGCUUCACUGGAAAAUCGAAAUCCCCAGAAAACACAACUCAAGUCCCACCCCAAUUUCUGGAAUCUGAUCUAGUCAGGUUUCGAACAAAGUGCUCAGAUCCUGUCCCUUCAACACUAGUCAGGCAAACAAUUCUUGACAAGGUCUACAAUGGCUCAUCGCCAUACCAUGGCUUCCCACCUUCUCACACACUAGGCCUACUUAAGCCUAAACGAAUCAAGGGGUGGGGCUCUUAUGGUGCUGUGUUCGAGAAUUUGGUACGUAGGGUCAAGCCCCGAAUCAUAAUCGAGGUGGGCACGUUCUUAGGUGCAUCUGCCAUACACAUGGCUGAUCUCUCUUGUGACCUCGGUCUCAAGACCCAAGUCAUAUGCAUCGAUGACUUCAGAGGGUGGCCUGGAUUUAGAGAGAGAUUCAAGGACAUAUCCAUGGUUAAUGGGGAUGUGAUGCUAUUGCACCAAUUCAUGCAAAAUGUGGUGUAUCUUAACCUCACAGAGCAGAUUUUGCCCCUGCCUUUCUCGACCAGCUCGGCACUCGUAAAGCUUUGUGAGUGGGGGGUUAUGGGGGAUCUAAUCGAGGUCGAUGCUGGCCAUGAUUUUCACUCCGCGUGGUCUGAUAUUAACAUGGCUUAUGCUUUGUUGAGGCCUGGUGGUGUGAUCUUUGGCCAUGACUACUUCACAUCAGCAGAUGAUCGAGGGGUGAGGCGCGCCGUGGACCUGUUUGCAAGGCGUAAGGGUCUCUUUGUGGGGACUGACGGCCAGCACUGGGUUAUCGGAUGAUGAUUUUUUAGCAUUUCUUGGCAUAAUUGUAAGGCACCCUGCUUAACCCUGCUUAUCGACGCAUAUUGAUUGAUCGGACGAUCCCUUCCGAUCACUGUGAAAAAAAUCUAGUCUAGGUAAGUAUUUUCUGCAAGUUGAUUGAUGGGGAUCCUCCUGUGCAAUGGGGGAAGGGGGCCUACCUUACCAACCGUAAGAAGGAGAAAAAAAAGCUAGAUACAUCUCUCUGUUUCCAAGUAGGAUUUUGUGUGUCCAAGUAGGAUUUUCUCGAAUACGAAUGCUAAAAGUUUCACUCCUACAACUGAGCAACCAAAAGAAAGGUCGUGGAAUCUUCCGAUUGCCCGCAAAUGCCAUUGAGGGCCGGGCUGGGCUGAGUGGAGUGGCAGUCGCCCUCGGUAUUUGGAGGUUGCAACUGAUCACUUCAAUUUUCUGUUUUUGUUGAACUACGCAAUUUUGUACUUGUGGUGUAAAAGGAAUAGGGUUCGAUACUCAAUAAAACAUGGAGUUGAUUUUGAUGGUGUUUUCUGCGUAUGUGAUUCUUACACAAAUGCCCG
Messenger RNA from Amborella trichopoda, 1845 nucleotides. Its product is annotated as S-adenosyl-L-methionine-dependent methyltransferases superfamily protein. The record is from RefSeq and is a predicted model, not a curated record. Lineage: Eukaryota; Viridiplantae; Streptophyta; Magnoliopsida; Amborellales; Amborellaceae.